AUGGAUAAAGAAGAAGGAAAUCCCCAGGAUAUGGUUGAUGCUCCAAACCCAGGCACAUCUGGAAGCAUGUCAGCUUCAAAGAAAAAGAAAGUCUAUAAUAUGGAACCACGCACACCGCUCAAGAGACAGAGAGUGCCUGUUAACAGAUUCCAGUCUCCUGCCACUGAGGAAUUACCUGCAUCUUCCUCAAAAACACCCAAAGGAAGUAAGGAAGAAGCAGUUGUACUGCAAUACAAGAAAGGUGUCUUUCUAGCCGUCAGAGGGGAUGAAGGAAGUUUUUAUAUGUGCCGUACACAACAAAAUGUGUAUAAGACUACGAAGCAUUUUAAGAUUCAAUGGCUGGAUUUACAUGAACCUCCAAAUAUAUAUAAGUUUGACUUCUUGGAUGCAACUGAAAUUGAAUGUGUUUUGACCAAUGUCAAAAUGGAGAGAAUUGCAAGGGAAACCUACAGACUGCCACAUUCAGAGCAGACACGUAUUGAAAACAUUCUUGUUAAAGCCCUUAAGAAGGAAAAGGGAGAACUUGUUGAAGAAGAUGAAAUGCUAGUUGAAGAAUCAGGUGGUGAGGAGGAUUUUGCUGAGGAUGACAGUGAUGAAGAAGACUGGGAAGAUGAGGAACCAUCUGCAAAGAAAGCUAAAUACUCCAAAAAAGAGAAGACAAAGGCAUCUCCAAAAUCUAGGAAAAGCAUUACAGUUGCUCUUAAAGGUUCCAAGAAAUCAAACGGCAAACCAAAGGGAAAGAAACCUGAAAAAGAAAAAGGAAAAAGACAGAAGAAGGAAAAGAAACCAGAGAAGGAAAAGAAACGGGGCCCAGACAGAAAGCUUAAACCAAAUCCCAAAGUCAGAAUCGUUGAAAAAGAUCCUCUAUUCCAUACAAAAGAUCAUGUUCCAUUCAUCUCCAAAAAUGCCCAUGGCAAGUUAGUAUUCCGUGCAAUCUUCCAGAAUGAUAUUGCUCUCUUGAAACAACUGUUAGAAGAUGACCAGCAUGUCUACUCAGUAGGUGCUGCAAAGUCCUUGGCCGAUAGUUGGACAGCGCUUCACUAUGCCCUGAAAAGUAAUAACAUGGAAGCUGUGAAUUUGCUAGCCAAGGAUAUUUUAGCAGAGUCUGAUGAGAAAAAUGUACGCAGAAAGCUGCCAAAGCCUCAACAGCUGAUAUCUACCAUCAGUACUGGAACGUACAAUCCGAUGUAUCUGGGUGUACGAGCUGUUCGGGCACUAACUGUCAGCCGAGGAGGCAAGGAAGGAAAUCAAGCCUUUACAAAGGAGAGAGAAGAAUGCGACUUGUUCAAUGACAUAAUCACCAAAGCACUUCAGAUGGGUGUCAACAAAGAAACUUUGGAUGCAUUGGUUGCAAAUUGUGGUGAAAAUUACAUGUAUCAAUUUAAUGAAGAGAAGAUGAACAACAUUGUUUUUGCUGUACUUCGUGGUCACAGAGGUCUCGCUGGAAAGUUAAUGGAAGAUGCUUUGAAUCGUGGAGGGUUUGGUUUCAACUUCUUACAUAAAGAUGUACUGGUUUUCAAUAAUGAAGACUUGAAACCAUUCCAAAGUGCAUCUGUGAGGAAAAAACCUUUAAACAAUGCUGCUAUGACACCACUGCAUUGUGCAUGUAUCAAUCCCAAUACCAAGUACUUGGAGAAGCUUUUGUCAGUGGAGCCAGAUAUCAGCCUAGAGGACAAAAGUGGCAGGAGGCCCAUACACUAUGCUGCUGCAUGUGAGUCUAUCGCACCUCUGGAACUCCUAAUCAAGAAAGGAGCAAAUCCAAAUGAAGUGACCAAGAGAAGGUUCACCCCUUUACACUAUGCCUGCUAUGCAGAGCGACCAAAGAACAUAGACCUAUUGUUGAAAACAGCUACAGCUAAGAAUGUUGCUGAGGGCGAUGGAGGCGAUCCGAUGAUAGCCAAAUGGGGCAUUGGAGGUAUCAAUCGUCCAAACUGGGAGACAGUCUGUCCUAUCCAUAUUGCUGUGCAAAGUGGCAAUGCAGAAGUUGUCCGGUCUCUUUUAAAACAUGGUGUUGAUGUAAACAAACCUUUAUCAGCUGGCAAAGAAAAAGUCUCGCCAUUGAUGAUUGCAGCAGGAAAGGGGAAUUUGGACAUAGCCAGACUGCUUAUACAAGCAGGUGCCGUCGUGGAACAGCUUGAUAAAUUCAAGAGAACAGCACUGACUCAUGCGGUCAUGAAUGGCAGUGUGACAGUGACAUCAUACCUACUGUUUCUGGGUGCAGACCCCAAUCGUGUGGAUAGCUCCAACAACUCACUGGUGCACUAUGCUGCAGCUUAUGGCUGGUACUUUGUCCUCAAGAUGCUUGUGAAUGAGGGUGGUGCUGACCCAAAAAAAGCAAACGACUGGAAGUUGACACCUGUUGGAAUAGCCUUCAUGAAAGCCCACAUGGGUUUGGUCGACUUUCUUUUGAAAAUGCCUGGAGUUGAUAUCAACUUUAAAAAUGAUUCAGGAAAGACAUUGAUCAGUGUUGCCUGUAGUAGUGAGCUGAACAGUAGUUUGUACGACCAGAUUGUGUACCUGAUGGACAAGGGAUCUGACCCUAGUAUUACAGACAUUGACGGCCUGAAUGCUCUUCAUCAUUUAGCUGGAAACACCGUGAAACCAGGACAUGUCAGUGGUCCAAACUAUCAGAAGAAGUAUGAUGAAAACAUGGAUUUAACCGUGAAGAUUGCAGAACUACUGAUGAAGGCAGGUUGUAAUCCAGCUGUGAAAACUACAAAGAAGCAAACAGCUGUCACAUUGGCAAUAGAAAAGGUAAACACGAAGUUGGUGCAUCUUUUAGUAGAGAAAGGUGGUGUUAUAUCUGCUGAGAAAGAUGAGAAUGGCGCCAACGCUUUGCAUCAUCUUGCUCAACAAUGCAUGGGAAAUGAUCUGUCACCGCUAUUGAAAAUCCUGGCACAAGAGAACCCAUUAAAUAACAUUAAAGAAAAUGGACUUGAUGAAAAAAUGGAAGUAGACUCUAAUGAAAAUGGAGAUUCUGUGAAAAUGGUCAAAGAACCAGAGAUGCCAAAGCUGAAGAAAGUGAUGUCAUUUAGGUCUGGGUUAGAGGGAAUUAAACAGAUGGUGACAGAAGUAGAUCAUUCUGGCUACACACCAUUCCUUCUUGCCUGUUCUACGUACUCCAGCUUCACGAAACCACAUGACAUGAAGGAUUCUGAAGUGCCAAAAGUUUAUCAGAAUGGAUGUGAUUUUAUCAAAACUUUAGUAGAAUUAACUGGUUUGGAUGUAUCAAUAACUGUCCAGAAAAAAUAUCAGGUGAAUGAUGUAAAUAAAAUGUCUUCUGAGGAUAAACAAGAGUACGAUGAAUGUGGAAAGCAAUCUGCUGUUCACUUCAUGAUACAUAGGGGAAGGAAGUUUUCAGAUGGUUCUGAUUUUCCUGGCCUGAGAAUGAUUCUAGAAAAGAAACCUGAUCUGGAAUUGAAAAACUUGGAUGGGAAAACUGCACUGGCUGUUGCAGUAGAGAAACAGAGCAAGGAGGCAGUUGAAAUACUGCUUGCUGCUGGAGCAAACCCCAACACGACCUUCCCUCUGGACAAGGAAACCACAGUAACAGUUUUGACUACAGCAGCCAAGUUGGGAAAUCCUGACCUAGUGAGACAGCUAGUUAAGGCAAAGGCUCAGGUGGACUGUCGAAACAGUAAAAAUAAACAGUCACCUCUUCACUUAGCUGUGGCUAACAGAAAUAAUGAGUCUAAUGCCGUGGACAUGGUUCAGGUCCUUCUAAGUGGUGGUGCUGACGUAAACUCUGUUGAUAUCAACAAGUGUACACCUUUACACAUGGCCGUCAGUUUCAACUCUGGGACAUCCAAUGCCAGCACAGAUUUGGAGGAGCUGUUGAUAUCUCAGGGAGCUAAUGUAUUUGCCAAAGACAUCGACAGUAGAAUGCCAAUCCACUACACAUUUGUUAAGCAGGGAUGUUCCUGUGUUAGUUCCCCCCUGGAUCCUGUUGAGUUGUGCAGUGUUUUGACCAAAGCGAUGAGGGAUCAACAGAUUGAUGAGAUAGACAAAUCUUGUCAGACACCACUACACCUAGCAGCUAACAGAGGAGCAACAAUUUGUUGUGUUCAUCUUCUACAGAGGAAAGCUGAAGUGAAUCGUAAAGACAAAGAGGGUAACACACCUCUGUCUUUGGCUGUUAACAAAGGCCAUGACAGCUGUGCUAUCAUGUUGAUACAGAAAGGUGCCAACGUAGCAGAUAAGGUUAUUAUUGUACCACCAGAGAAAAAAGAGAAAAUUACAGACAGAAAACCAUCCUGGAAAUGGAAACCUGAAAUAGUAAUAGAGAAAGAUGAAGUGGAAACCUACACCAUAUUCCAGGAGGCAAUUAAAAAAGAGCUGCAGGGAGUUGCACACAUGGUACUGGAUAAUACUACAUUGGACAGCAUGGUCAUAGAGGCUGCUUUGCGUGUAAACAGAUAUCAUGUAGCUUUGAGGUUGUUGAAGAGGAUAACCACCUUGAGCAGUCUACAAAUCACCAAUGCUAGUCAUCAAAAUCUGCUACAUGUUUUGGCAUUGCAUACAGCACCUAGGUCACAAGUAGAUCUACAGUUGAGGGUUGCCAAAAUGUUGAUAGAGAAAGGUGUUUCUAUCUCUGCAAGAUACAUGCUCUCAAUGCAAAAAUUACACUUCAAGCAAGACAAGACAUUAGAUCUCAGCAAGAAAGACAAGUUUGGACGAUCAGUGUUGGCAGCUUUCUUCUGGAAUCAGCAUGACAUUAUUAUAUCUACUGAAGAGAGCACAAAAUGGUUGAAGAUGUUCUUGUCAAAGGGUGGUAAUUUCAACUUUCUGUAUGACUACCCUUUGUCAGAUGUGCCUACAUUUGAUGUUGUGCAGAAUGUAAAUCCAGACUAUCUUACCUCUGCCAGCGAGAGAAGAAUAUCGCCAGUCAUUUUUUGCAUCCACUUUGCUGAUUUUGGGACAGCCAAAUUUCUUCUUGAUCAGGGUGCAUCACCCAAUUUUCCUGAUAGUCAGGGUGUAACUCCUCUUAUGCAUGCUGUAAAGUCGAAUGAUCUUUCCUUGGUCAAAUUAUUACUCAAUUACUCCUUUGAGUCUUGUGACACUCCUAGCAAAAAACCUGCUCUGGUGAGGAAAGCUUCUAGACAGGUGUUCACAAUCAAACCCUUCAGUUCUCUAACCAGUGUGGCUGAGGAGGAGGACCAGGGGGAUGAGGAAGAGGAGGAGGACCAAGAUGGAGAAGAUGAAGGUGAAGAUGAGGUUAAUGAGGAAGAGCAGGAUGGAGAUGAUGAAGGGGAUCAUGAAGAGGAAGAUAAUAAUGAUCAAGAUGAUGACGAUGAUGACCAUGACACAGAUAUAGUGGAUUCAGACGAGGAUGAUGCCCCAGAAAAACUUCCUUCACUUACGCGCAUGGGAUCGAAAAAGGUCUCUCUUCUUAGUCAAGGCAGCAGUGUUAACAAAGAGGAAUUCCCCACAGUAGAAAAGACUAGUCCUGUAGAUCUAAAUGCAACAGACUGUCAGGGAUGGACUGUGAUCCAUCAUCUUGUGUGCCCAUUGGACUAUGGUACUUAUGAUGCGGAGGAGAUUCUGUAUGUGUUGUGGAAGGCUGGUGCUGAUGUGUUAAAAAAGGACAAUGCAGGGCUAUCCCCUCUCCAACAUUCAUUAAUACAUAGUGCUUCUAAACUUUCUAAACGGCUGCAGAUGAUAGCUGGUGUGGAGGAAAGCAAGAUGGAGAAGCCUACGUUAGUGACACAAGAAGUCAAAGAUAGUCUAUUAUCAGGGGGAUCGACAGUUAAUUAUCAGACAGAUGCUGAAGAAAUGCUCAAAAUUCUGGACAGCCAGGCUUCUCAGUCAAUGGAGGUGUCCAAAGUCAAAGGAGAUGACAUUGAUGAUGACUCUGAGAAUGAUGACAACGAUUUUAUUGCAAAACCAGACCCUAAUUGUCAGAUGAAAGAUAUUGGAGAAUUAACCAUGGAUGACUCCCAAGGGAUCCCCUAUGAUGUUCUGUUGUCUAAGGUGGAUGUAUCCUGUGGAACCUGGGGCAUGUACAACUUUUACAAGAUGCAGAUUGUCUGGCAGAAGGGUGUGGAUGUCUAUGUGCUAUUCACCAGGUGGGGAAGGAUAGGAUCCCAGGGUCAGUUCCAGCACACACCAUUCCAGAAGAAAGCUGAAGCUAUAGCAGAGUUUGGAAAAAUCUUCAGAUCCAAAACUGGAAAUUCUUGGUCAAAUAUCAACUCGUUUGAAAAUCAUCCAAAGAAAUACAGACUUGUCCAGCGGGAUGACAAGAGACAGAAAGAACGCAAGAUUGACUUCAGUCUCAAAUCAGACAUUCCCUCCAAGCUACCUGAACCAGUUCAACAGCUGUUUAAGGAAAUGACCAGUGUUAACAUGAUGUUGGCAGCUGUGAACAAGACUGGUAUCUACUCUGAUUACAUGCCAUUUGGCAAAAUAAAACGAGAAGCUCUCAUAGAAGGCAGAAAAUUAUUAACACAACUUGGGGAUUUGAUCAAAGCAGUACAGGAUCAGCUGAAGUCAGGAAUGAUGACUGCAGAAGACACACAGUCAUACCAAAGCAAUUGUGAAAAGAUCUCUAAACUGACAAAUGAAUAUUAUCAUCUCAUACCACAUCAUGGUUUCACAUUUGAGAAAAUUCAACCAAUAGACAAGUAUCAAUCCCUCAAACAACACAUGAAGGUACUGUCUGAUCUCUUGGACCUGGAAUGUGCCAGUAAAAUGCUGUUGGCAGCUCAGUCAAAAUUGUCUCAAGUUAAUCCACUGGAUUACAUACACCAGGCAGUUGGAUGUAAUAUAGAACCUCUGACAGAAGACAGUCCAGAAGCACAGUACAUACUCAAAUAUAUGUUGGGAUCCUGUGAGACUAAAGUACAGGCAGUGUACAAGCUGAGUAGACCUGGUGAGGAAGAGCGAUUAGCUGGUACAAACCUAGACAACCACAAACUGUUGUUCCAUGGCAGCUCAACAGCAAACUUCCUCAGCAUACUACAUAGGGGACUCCAGGUGUCCCCACCAGAGGUCCCAUUCACUGGUAACCUGUUUGGGGAGGGAGUGUAUUUCGCAGAUGCUUUCAACAAGAGCAAAGACUAUUGUUACAACACUAAUCCUGAAUCAGACACGAAACUUUGUUUAGUAUGUGAGGUUGCCCUAGGUAAGGUCACCAGUGUGCAAGAGAAUGGUUACACACCUCUAUCCAUCCAAGAUCUGAAAGAUACUGAUUUCAAUAGCAAGUAUAUCAUCGGAAGUAAAGGUCCCAACCCUGUCUAUGACGUUGCUUUGCCAUAUGGACCUACAAUCCCACUUGGCAUGGAACAAGACAUCCCUAAUGAUUCACCAAGACGUUGGCGUUGUUGUUUCAACAGUGAAUAUGUCAUUCAAGACCCCUCACAAAUCUGCCUGCGUUAUCUGAUACAGUUCACAAAGGCUAAGCCAAGAUCAUAAAACUCCACCUGUUGUACAUACACAUAGAGCUCCAUUAGCUUCUCACACAGAGGUGAGGCAAGAAUUAUAUCUCAUAUCAUCAUCACAGACUUGGAGAAAGUGUCAGAAACAUUAGAAGUGGUGUUGCACAUGAGACUAUGUCCAGUACGUCUCCUCUUCAUCAAGAAAUAUGUACUUAACCUGACGGUUUGCUGUUGGAAUAUUUAGUGAUUAAUUAACUAGGUAGAACAACCUGUUAUUAACCGUAAGGCUAUUCCGUAAUUAGAUAUUUAGGGUGGGAGUGCAGGGGGGUACUCUUUUGUGACCAUUUUUUACUACCCAUCAUUAUUUUUCCUGUGGUCACUGUACAAAUAUAAACAAUGAUUAAGACCCCCCACCCACAUAUUACUAAUUAUAAGUGCCUCCCUGCCAAUCAUAUACUCAUAUCUGGAAUAGUCUGUUAUAAACGGUCAGUGACGGUUUGAUUCAAGUACAAUAAAAUAUGUUUACAUGAUACUACGAAAACCUGUUUUUCACUGCUUUGAAAGUGUGAUUAUACAGUUAAGUAGUGUAGGUUUGGAAGAGGACAAAUAUUUUGGUAUGAAAUAAACAUGUUUUAAUGUAUGCAGAUAAUUGUUUAUGAAUUUUCAGAUGUGCAGCUUCCACAUAUUGUUGGUAUUGACGAGGAAUGAUUUGAAUAUUGUAUGUAGGUUGUAAAGUGUUUGUAAGGGUCCAAAGCCAUGGUAUACUUGUCUCUGUAUUGGCAGUGGUUCAGUGCAUGUUUUAAUGGCGAAUGCAAACAAGAAUUAAAUUCAUUGUAACAUACAUAUACUUAUACAUAAUUAUAAGAAAUAUUUAUUGUUGAAUAGAUCUGUAAGAAAGAAUAUUUCUUACCCAGAUAUUUUCAAAAAUAAUGAUAAGAAAUAUACAGAAAACAUUCUUUUAAUCACUAAUCACCAAAGAAAAAAUCUUAAUUAUUUAAGAUAGAAAGUUUGAUAUGUUUUAAUUUAACAACUUCUUGUGUUAAAUAGACAUGACUAGUAGAAAUACUAACAAAGAUUCUUGAUAUGCACAUUUCAUGUGUGUUUCAUUACUUCUAUUGUCUAAGUUAUAGGUUUGAAGACCGUAUCUAACACUCACAUUUCAUAUGUGUGAGAUUUGAAGACAGUAACUAACACAUUUAUGUUGUUAACCUGCAUGAACUCUAUUACUCUUUGAAUACUUCACUUUUUUGGAAUGGUAAAAUUUGAAAUUUUUUUUGAAAACAUUGACUAAAUUUUCAUUUCUAUAUAUUGAUUUAAUGUUAUAAGUUUAAAAGCCAAACUUUUCUGACAUAUGAGUUUGCAUGGUGUUAAUGUUGUAAUGUCAGAUUGCUGUAUUUUGACUAGAGUAUGUUCAAUGCAAUAGUUAUAUUGUACUGUAUACGAUGGGUUUACUGGCUAGACCAUUUUUUCUUGUUGUUAAGCAAAUGUAUUCUAUUUUUUACAACUUACUUUAAAUGAUUAUUUCUAAAGUUGCAAUCAAUUAGUUGAAGAUAUCUUUCAAGCUGUGCAAUUCCUAUGAUGUUCAUACCAAAUGUGUAUAGUCUUUAUGUAAGGAUCUCCACAUUUUGUUAAAAAAAAAAAUUUUUGAAGGAAAAAGUACCUGAUUGAACAUCAUUCUUACCUAAAAUAGUUCAAGGCUCCAAUUAAACUUGUGUAUUACUCUGAAUAGAUCAAUUAGAGAUGUAUGAUUUCCUGUCAGAAAUUUUGAGAUUGCAGGAUAUUCUAUGAGGGUGAAGGUGUCCAACUAACAGCUGCCACUAACAGUAGUUAAGAUACAGAUUUAUUUGAGUUUGUUGAUAUUUUUUUGCCCUCUUGUUAUGAGCUCCACAAUAUGUGCUGCAUAAACUUUCUUGGUUUAGCUCCUAGAGUGCUGUGAGAAUUCAGUAGAUAUAGACAAAUGUGUGUUUAAUGGAAUUUUUUGAAAUCUGAUGUUAGUUGUAGUGUUUAGCUGUAUACAAAUUGUGUCAGCUAUUUCUAUCCUUCAAUGACUGUUGUACAGUUGUCUGUUAACAUCUUAUACUUUAACCGUAACUUUGAAUAGCACUGAACAGGUUAAUUUCAGUUAUGAGGGUGGUAGUGAACAGUUUUAUUAUUUUGGAACCAAUUUGGUAUAUUUAGUUUAGCUGCUGUAACACCAAAUUAUAAUUUUAGUACAUCCUAGUGGAAAGAGUUUUACCUGAAAGUCAAAGUUCAAGGUCACAGUGACUCCUGAUAUGAAAUCUAUUUCCACACAAUAACUCCCUUUGGUUAGGCAUUCUCAAAGUCUCCUUACAGUGCUACCUUACAGAAAUGACUAUUAACUUACUACUAUUGUAUUUUUUGUACAACAUCAACUCAUUUGGCCACAUAUGUCCACUCAUGCUUAAUUCUUUAUAGACAGUUUCUGAUGGAUUAAUAGGUGAGAAAAGGAUACCUAAACCUGAUGGGUAUUGUUGAUAAAGUUACCAAACAGGAGCUUUCCCAAAGAUCCCCAAUCUCACCAACAAGGGCUGAAGGAUCAUUUUUCUCUUAGCCUUAGGUAUUUGUUUUUGUUAUCCAAAUGCUUUGCAUCAUUGCCAUGAUGCAAUAGGUAUAAAAGUGGAAUCACCUUGUCCCAAGCCUAAGGUGAGACUAGGAAAUCUCACAUCCAUUUAAAAAUCUGUCAACAAUAUGUGGUUCUUCCUAGUAAUAGCAUUUUUUUUUCAAUUUUGAAGGAUAAUGAGUUCAUAUUUUGUCUUUUCAAUAGGCAUUGAAACUGAACAGUGUUUAGGUUGACAUAUUGUGUUCAUUUUCAGUAAAUUCAAAUCUGAACAGACAUGAAUAUUUACACUCUGUGUUUUGAACUGCUACUGUAUCAUUUGAAACUUGUAACAUACAUUCUUCUGCAAGAACAACAAUGAAAUAUCAAAAUGUCAACAUAGUCAUAACCCAAACUCAAAGUGAAUAAAAUUGGGUUAAAAUGUGAACAAAAGACACCUGAAAAAGUACAAUUGUAAGACCAGGUGCCCUUGAAGAGUGUCUUCUGCUUUGAUGACACCCGCCAUGUAAAAUCUUGGUCAAUCCAAAUAAGUAAUAACACAUUCUCAAAUGGAAACAGCAUGUACAAGAAUGGAACCAACAGGCAAAUACAUCCUUUUUGCAAUAAGAAAUAGAAAAUUUUCAAUGAGAUCACUGUGAUGAUUGUAAAACUUCCUCAUAAUUUUCAUCAAAAUGCAUCUUUUGAAACUCUGUAACAAGUUAGUCUGUCAGUUGAUGAUUUCUUACAUGAAAAUCAUGAUCAUGGGAACAGGCCCUUAAAUAUUGAAUAAUUGCAACAUGUUAACACCAAAGGUAUGGGGAUGCGGGACUGUUACUUUCUAGAAAUGGAAAAUUCACAAUAGGGUGAUUGAUGGGAAGCUGUCCAUGUUGGUUUCAUUGUAGGAAAAGAUUAAGCCAUGGUUUCAACAUUAUCAGAAGAAAGUGUCUCUCUUUUGAAUAACUUGAAAUAAAAAUACAUAUAAUGCAGACACUCAACUAUGCAUACUUAAUGGAAUUCUUAUAUCAAUAUGGCUCCAAAACUUGUAAGUAAACAUGAUGAACAUUAAUUUUUACUUCUUUUGUAAUUUCUGUUGUCAUUUAUUCAUGUAUGAUAGCUUCAAUUACAGUCAAAUUAAGGUAAAAGUACUGCAUUGAAAUCAUGUAUUUCAGAGAAAUGAAAGUAAAAAUAGAAAGCAUAAUGUUGGUUCUACAUCUAGAAUUGGUGAUACAUGUGUACUUUUUACACAGAAACUCUGUACGAACCUAACUGCCAAAUCUACAUUAGUCAUUAAACCUACGAAAAUCAUUUUGCAGUAACAUAAGGAUCAUAUAUACAUAAAACAGCCAUUUUUAAUGAGAACUUAAAGGACUGGUUGUGUACCCAUGAUAUUUCAACUGUGUUAGUGCUAUGUCAACAUUUAAUCAUAGAAACUUUGAUCUCUAUUUACAUCACAUAUGAUUAAUAAAAUCAGAGAAUGACAAGAUGUGAAUGUUUGAUGUGAAGAAGAGGGCAGUUUUAUUGACAUGGAGCAUGAAGCAUUUAUAACAAAGUUUGUACUCAGGAACAGAAGUUACAAAUCGAUCACGAUCAUGCCCCCAUCCCCCCAUAUAUGACCUUGACCUUGUAGAUACCAUCCACUGUAAUGCCAUCAUGCUGUGCUGUAGAUGAUGCCUGAGCAUAGAUUUUGUUUGAAUAUUUUGUAGUAGCUUUAGCUUAUGUGUAUCAGCAGUAUAUUACGAUGAUUGCUUAGGUAAAUGUCAACAUAAACUGGUAUAGAAACUGCAGUGUUCAUGCUAAUCUUCCCUUCAUGUUUUAAGGUAUUGGUUAAACUUUGCAUUUUUUUUUGCAAAUGAUUAAAAAGAAAUUUUUAAUACCUGAUAGAAAAAUGAGAAUGCAAUGAUUCUUCUAGCUUGAUGUAACUUUAUGUAUCAAAGGACAACUUGCUCUAGAUCUAGUCCAUCUCCUUCCCUGUCCAAUUCAGUUAAUUACCAUAUCUACCAGGUAUUUAUUCUGGAAACAUUUAACAUACACAUUACAAGUAGUAGGAUCUGUAACUGAACAUUGUAAGUAAGAAUCUAUCAGAUAUGUAUUUUGUAAUAAUGGUAUAAUUAAACUUGUCACUAUAC
Molecule: messenger RNA, 12056 nt
Organism: Ylistrum balloti
Lineage: Eukaryota; Metazoa; Mollusca; Bivalvia; Pectinida; Pectinidae
Product: poly [ADP-ribose] polymerase tankyrase-like
Exons: 50
Coding region: 1-7410 (2469 amino acids)
Molecular function (GO): protein binding; NAD+ poly-ADP-ribosyltransferase activity
Source: RefSeq, a predicted model, not a curated record